Messenger RNA from Pimephales promelas (fathead minnow), 2400 nucleotides. It is a transcript of the gene ergic3, whose product is annotated as ERGIC and golgi 3. Gene Ontology annotation, biological process: retrograde vesicle-mediated transport, Golgi to endoplasmic reticulum; endoplasmic reticulum to Golgi vesicle-mediated transport. Gene Ontology annotation, cellular component: endoplasmic reticulum membrane; Golgi membrane; endoplasmic reticulum. NCBI's taxonomy places the organism in Eukaryota, Metazoa, Chordata, Actinopteri, Cypriniformes, Leuciscidae. The record is from RefSeq and is a predicted model, not a curated record.
UCCUCAGUGUACCGGAAAUGGGUCACUGGAAAUAGAAGUGACGGCUAGCUUUACCGCCGCACGAGAGGGAGAAUGGAUGCGUUAAAUAAACUUAAACAAUUUGACGCUUAUCCGAAAACUCUAGAGGACUUCAGGAUCAAAACAUGUGGAGGAGCCGCGGUGACCAUCAUCAGCGGACUUAUCAUGUUGAUUCUGUUCUUCUCUGAGCUGCAGUAUUAUCUAACUAAGGAGGUCUAUCCUGAACUAUUUGUAGACACUUCCCGAGGAGACAAACUAAGGAUCAACAUUGAUGUUAUAUUUCCACAUAUGCCUUGUGCCUAUCUGAGCAUUGAUGCCAUGGACGUAGCAGGGGAGCAGCAGCUGGAUGUUGAGCAUAACUUGUUUAAACAGAGACUCGACAAAGAUGGCCAGCCGGUCACAACUGAGGCUGAAAAACACGAUUUAGGUAAAGUGGAGGAAGGGGUGUUUGACCCCAGUACGCUGGAUCCUGAGCGCUGCGAGAGCUGUUACGGAGCGGAGACUGAAGAUUUCAAGUGUUGCAAUACCUGUGAUGAUGUGCGGGAGGCAUAUCGACGGCGCGGCUGGGCGUUUAAGACCCCUGACUCCAUUGAGCAGUGUAAGAGAGAGGGCUUCAGCCAGAAGAUGCAGGACCAGAAGAAUGAGGGAUGUCAAGUCUAUGGCUUUCUGGAGGUCAAUAAGGUGGCAGGAAAUUUCCAUUUUGCCCCUGGAAAGAGCUUCCAGCAGUCUCAUGUACAUGUGCAUGCUGUGGAAAUUCAUGAUCUGCAGAGCUUUGGACUAGACAAUAUCAACAUGACACAUUUCAUCAAGCAUCUUUCAUUUGGCAAGGACUAUCCUGGAAUUGUCAACCCUUUAGAUGAGACUAAUGUAGCAGCACCUCAAGCAUCAAUGAUGUACCAGUAUUUUGUCAAGAUUGUGCCAACGAUAUACGUUAAAGGAGAUGGAGAGGUUGUUAAAACAAACCAGUUUUCAGUAACGAGACAUGAGAAAGUAGCGAAUGGGCUGAUUGGAGAUCAGGGUUUACCUGGUGUGUUUGUGCUUUAUGAGCUGUCUCCAAUGAUGGUGAAAUUCACAGAGAGGCAGAGGUCUUUCACCCAUUUCCUAACAGGAGUGUGUGCCAUUAUAGGAGGUGUUUUCACAGUUGCUGGACUCAUCGAUUCUUUGAUAUACCACUCAGCAAAAGCCAUUCAGAAGAAGAUCGAGCUGGGGAAAGCAUCCUAGCAGAGCAGGGACUGUGUCUGGAAACCUCUGUUUUAAAGAGACGACACCACAAUGAAAGCCUGCAGACUGUUUGUUGUUGUGGUCACAGAGCAGUAUCCAGCGACACGGGGCCCCGCACAAGGACCUGUGACUAAGACACUGGCCGACUGAAUUUUGGAGGAUCAUAUGGACUCGGUACGCCGACGCGUCAGUGGUUUACCUCUGCAAAUCAAAGCUUUCUUUCUGAGAUUUGGGCCUUUUGAAUUAUGUGUUCUUUAUGAAUCGCUUCUUGGUUGAUUUAAAAAAUCGUAGUGUUGCCUGAUCGAGAAACCAGUGUUUUCCUGCCCGUCAUACACUGUCAGAGUUUGGCAGACUAAACCAGCAGUUUUAACAGUAGUUUGAAUGAGUUUCGGUCCCUACAGAAGAAUCAGAAGUCAAACUGGAAAAGACACAAGCGAUCUCAACAGGAACCCUGUUCUGUCAUCAAGCACACACAAACUACUCACAGAAACAGAGACUGCAGUCUGUACAGAUGUCUGAUGUUUGCUUUUUGUAAUUGCACCUUUAACUCUAAAUUCAGGUGUGUGUGUGUGUGUGUGUGUGCGUAGAUGGCUGUUUGGUAUGAGAGAGUUUUCGUCAUGUGUCGUUGCUGGUUUAUUUUUUGUGUGGGGAAAAUGUAUUUAUAUUUUGAUUGUUCAAAGCGGUUUUUAAAAAUGAGAAAUAAAUGUAACACUGACCUUUAGUGACUUUUCUUUGUGAAUGAGUUCCUCAAACUUUCACUGUCACUAAAUUCAGAAGAUGGAGGUAAUGCAGCACAACAAUUUUGUUAUUAUUUAACCAUUUGAGGUUUGUGAUCAUUUUUGCUUCAUUUCUAUGAAUUUGAUCUUGUGUGUUUAGUUUUUAUUUCAAUUUCAUUUUUAAUGUAACCAAGCCUAGAUAGACAGAGACUAUGUUGGAAAUUGUGUACUGUUUUCUUUUGUUAAGCUUUAUUUUAAGGUGAUGUAGUUACAUUGCACUUAAGCACUGAGUAAUAUUAAUUAACUAUAUAUACUUACUAUAGAGUUACGGUUAUGCUUUGGUUUAGAGUUACAUGUAAUUAUGCAUAAUUUACUGUUAUAGCAAGUACAUGUAGUAAAGUGUAAGUACAUCACCUUUAAAUAAAAUUAACUUUUUUUGUUUGUA